AUGUCGCAAUCACACCUGAAUCAGAUUCGAGGAUCCGCUCCUUUGAAAUUUCUUGUGAUUGGUGCCGGCUCUAGAGGCAAUGGCUACGCCCACGCUCUGCUUCAGUCAACGCCUGACGCCCAGAUCACUGCAGUCGCAGAACCCAUCGAAGUCAAGCGGCGAGCGUUCGGACGGCAGUACAUUUGGGGUGAGGCAGAUGCUCCAGCAGAAUGGCAGAGCUUUGCGGAUUGGAAAGACUUUCUUGGGCUACAAGAACAAAGGCAGAGGGCAGCAAGAGACAAGGCGUCUCGAUGGAGCCGUCCCGUUGAUGGCGUUUUCAUCUGCACUCUCGAUGAUAGCCAUUGCGAAAUUAUCACUGCCUUUGCGCCGCUGGGAUAUCAUAUCAUGAGCGAGAAGCCUUUAGCGACGACGUUACAGGAUUGCCUCAAGAUUUACCGGUCUUUGCGGCCGCAAGGAUCUUCAUCUUCACCUCAGAUAUUUUCGAUUGGGCAUGUCCUGCAUUAUAGCCCACACAACAUACUGUUGCGGAGACUUCUUUUAGACGACGAAGCCAUUGGCGAUAUACUGUCAGUCGAACAUACAGAGCCUGUGGGAUGGUGGCACUUCGCCCAUUCCUACGUGAGAGGAAAUUGGCGCAAAGAGGCUUCGUCUGCGCCGUCGCUGCUCACCAAAUCUUGCCAUGACAUAGACUUACUCAUGUGGCUACUCUGCGCACCACCUGCUACUGCCUCAAUAACGGAUCGACCUCCUCACCUGCCUUCAUUCGUCUCUUCCACGGGUUCGCUUCUUUACUUCAAACCGAGUCGGAAGCCUCAAUCUGCGGGCGGCGCGACGAAUUGCUACAGCUGUGCUGCUGAACCGCAGUGUAUCUACAGCGCCAGAAAAAUAUACGUGCGAGAUAGAUUCGACCAAGGACAUGUAGGCUGGCCUGUCAAGAUUGUUGACUCGGAGAUUGAAGAUAUGUACGUGGGCGGCAACAAGAAAGGGGCAAGAGAGCGUUUGGAGGCUCGCCUGAAGGAUGACUAUAAUGAAUCUACAUCAAGUCCUGCCAGUCGACCCUGGUACGGCCGGUGUGUUUACAAUGCGGACAACGAUGUAUGCGAUGACCAGGUUGUGACAAUCAAUUGGGAAGAUGACCCCCUCCCCGUGACUUCUGUACAACAAAGGCAAGAUCGUCUGCAGGGACGCGGAGCCAAGAAUGCUAUUUUUCAUAUGGUCGCAUCCACCGAAGCGCAAUGCGAACGGAGAGGGCAUAUUUCUGGCACCAGAGGCGAGAUUGAAUACGAUAGCCGCACCAUACGUGUGUACGAUUUCGCGACCAAACGAGCUGAGGUGCACGUUCCGGAGCAGCCUGGCGGCGGACACGGAGGCGGAGAUGCCGGACUGGUGAGCGCCUUCUUCAAGGCUGUAGAAGCUGUCAAAUUACGGCAAAUGCCUGUAGAGGAGGCACAGCAGGCUUAUGUCGGAUGCACGGCUGAAGAGAUUGUCAGAAAUACUGCGAUGGUCUUUGCGGCAGAGGAGGCGAGGCGAGAAAAGAAAGUGGUAGAUUGGCCAGCCUGGUGGCAAAACAAUGUCGAGAUAGCCCUCGAACACCAGAGCGGUUAG
Molecule: messenger RNA, 1605 nt
Organism: Bacidia gigantensis
Lineage: Eukaryota; Fungi; Ascomycota; Lecanoromycetes; Lecanorales; Ramalinaceae
Exons: 1
Coding region: 1-1605 (534 amino acids)
Molecular function (GO): nucleotide binding
Source: RefSeq, a predicted model, not a curated record